Messenger RNA from Pleuronectes platessa (European plaice), 4200 nucleotides. RefSeq names its product Na(+)/H(+) exchanger beta. Gene Ontology annotation, molecular function: sodium:proton antiporter activity. The record is from RefSeq and is a predicted model, not a curated record. Bases 341 to 2677 code for a protein of 778 amino acids. Gene Ontology annotation, biological process: regulation of pH; sodium ion transport; proton transmembrane transport. Lineage: Eukaryota; Metazoa; Chordata; Actinopteri; Pleuronectiformes; Pleuronectidae. The transcript is spliced from 12 exons. Gene Ontology annotation, cellular component: membrane.
GCUGGAUAUUAAAACGUUCAGAGAAAGACUCGAUGUGAUGGAUGAUAACACGUGAAGUUGAGAAGAGGAGGAGGAAACAAGAAGAAGUGAAGAAUUAAACAAACAAACAAAUCUCCACGUUUGAAUCUGAGACGUGAGGAUAUUUCAAAAAGUCACCUUCCACUGACGUCAGGAGUUUUUUACUGACGUCAUGAAGCCUCUGUUCUUCUUCAGCUGUGCGUAAUGUGAAGAUGCCCGUGCGUAAAAGCGCGCUCCUGUCCGCACCGCUCUCUUCCUCCUCCUCUUCCUCAUCUUCAUCUUCCUCGGAUCCAGAUCACAGCAGCGGAGAAGCCUUGUGAAAAUGGCUGCUCUCGCGCUCUGUGCUCCCCGGAGCAGCAGCAGCAGCGGUGGCCGCUCCGCAGCGCGUCUGGCCGGGCUCCUCGCCUGCGUGCUGCUGCUCGCGGCCGGCGCCUCCGCGAGUCGUGACGAGGGUUCUGGGGAGAGCAACGGGACGGGGAGAGACCCGGGCCGGGUGGCAGAGCCGGGGGAGCGGGACCUCCAUCCUCGGAGUAACCUCACGGCUCAUAAGAAGGCUUUCCCCGUCCUGUCCUUCAACUACGAGCACGUCAGGAAGCCCUUCGAGAUCUCUCUGUGGAUCCUCCUGGCUCUGCUCAUGAAACUCGGUUUUCAUAUUAUCCCCCGAGUGUCGAGCGUGGUCCCAGAGAGCUGCCUGCUGAUCGUCGUGGGCCUGCUGGUCGGCGGCCUCAUCAAAGCCAUCGGAGAGAAAGCCCCCGUCCUCCACUACGAGCUCUUCUUCUUCUACCUGCUGCCUCCCAUCAUCCUCGAUGCCGGCUACUUCCUGCCCAUCCGGCCCUUCAUGGAGAACCUGGGCACCAUCCUGGUGUUCGCGGUGGUGGGCACGCUGUGGAACGCCUUCUUCAUCGGCGGGAUGAUGUACGCCGUGUGUCAGAUGGCGGGAGCGCAGCUGGGCGGCGUGGACCUGCUGUCCUGCCUGCUGUUCGGCACCAUCAUCUCGGCCGUGGACCCCGUGGCCGUGCUGGCCGUGUUCGAGGAGAUCCACAUCAACGAGCUGCUGCACAUCCUCGUGUUCGGGGAGUCGCUGCUCAACGACGCCGUCACCGUGGUUCUGUAUCACCUGUUCAGGGAGUUCUCUCAGGCCGGAACCGUGACUGUGGGCGACGCCCUCCUCGGAGUCGUCUGCUUCUUCGUGGUUUCUCUGGGAGGCAUCAUGGUGGGAGCCAUCUACGGCCUCCUGGGGGCUUUCACCUCCCGCUUCACCUCUCACACCCGGGUCAUCGAGCCGCUGUUUGUCUUCCUCUACAGCUACAUGGCGUAUCUCUCGGCUGAGGUCUUCCGCCUGUCAGGGAUCAUGUCGUUGAUAGCGUGUGGCGUGACGAUGCGGCCGUACGUGGAGGCCAACAUCUCCCACAAGUCCCACACCACCAUCAAAUACUUCCUGAAGAUGUGGAGCAGCGUGACCGAGACACUCAUCUUCAUCUUCCUCGGUGUUUCCACAGUAGCUGGUCCUCACGCCUGGAACUGGACCUUCGUCAUUCUCACGGUUAUCCUGUGUUUAGUGUCGAGAGUGUUGGGAGUCAUCGGCCUCACGUACAUCAUCAAUAAAUUCCGCAUUGUGAAGUUGACCAAAAAGGACCAGUUCAUCGUGGCCUACGGUGGCCUGCGAGGGGCCAUCGCCUUCUCACUGGGCUUCCUGCUGACCAACAACGAGAUGAAGAACAUGUUCCUCACCGCCAUCAUCACCGUCAUCUUCUUCACCGUCUUUGUGCAGGGGAUGACGAUCCGGCCUCUGGUGGAGCUUCUUGCAGUGAAGAGGAAGAAGGAGAGCAAGAGAUCAAUAAACGAGGAGAUUCACACACAGUUCCUGGAUCAUCUGCUCACAGGGAUUGAAGAAGUCUGUGGUCAUUACGGACACCAUCACUGGAAAGACAAGCUGAACCGCUUCAACAAGUCCUACGUGAAGAAGUGGCUGAUCGCGGGCGAACGCUCCACCGAGCCUCAGCUCAUCUCCUUCUACAACAAGAUGGAGAUGAAGCAGGCCAUGAUGCUGGUGGAGAGCGGGAGCUCCGCCAAGCUGCCCUCCAUCGUGUCCUCCGUCUCCAUGCAGAACAUUCAGCCGAAGGGUCCGACCAGAGGACGAGCGAUACCGAGCAUCUCCAAGAGUCGAGAGGCGGAGAUCAGAAAGAUCCUGAGAGCAAACCUGCAGAAGACGAGACAGAGGCUUCGCUCCUACAGCAGACACGACCUGCUGAUCGAUCCCUUCGAGGACAAUCUGAGUGAGGUUCGCUUCAGGAAGCAGAGGGUGGAGAUGGAGAGGAGGAUGAGUCACUACCUCACGGUCCCUGCCAACCGCCAGGAAACCCCGCCAGUGAGGAAAGUCUGUUUUGAGCCAGAACACCAGGUUUACACGUACGACACUGAGGCCGAGAGCCCCAGAGGUCGAGCAGCUCAGACACAUCACAGCCCUCCUGACGCCAUCGGCCUGAUGAACGAAGCGACCCCGAGGCCCAAUCAGAGCAGCGCACUGCCAGAUAAAGAUGAAACAGAGCUGAGGGCGAAAGCACCCGACGACCAGGAGGAGCAACUGAAACUAUCCCGCUGCCUUAGUGACCCUGGUCCAAACAAAGAUGAGGAGGAGGACGGCUCCUUCGUCUCAUGAGGAAACACAUGUUUACAGUUCUUGAUAUACGAGGUUGUGUCCUCCUCUUCACUUCUCGUGUCUUCAGUUACAUUCUGUCAGAUCACUGGAAGAGCAGUCGGAGCAAAGCUUUAUAUUUGUGAUCGUUUUUAUGUUUAUGGGAUCAAAUUGUAUUUUCAUUAUUCCUUAAUGUCCAGAAGUUCUUAUUUCCUCAUACCAAAGCACGGACCACAAGUAUUUCCUGUUUUGAUGUGAGCCACGUGUCCACAUUGAGUCUUAACAUGCACACGUGCAUUUAAUAACACAAAAGACAAAGUGCUUGAUUUACCAAACUUGAAGCACCAGAUGGGUGGAGUUUCCCGCUCAAAGCACAUUAGGAAUAACGUAGAAUAAAUUCUGAUGAAUAAAUCAGUGUCGGACGAAAAGUAAAAUGCCUUUACAUAUCAGAAGUGCUUUAAUGUAUUUGAGGUCAUUUAAAAAGAGCGCCUCCAAACUGCCAUGAACUUUUUGUACAAACAUUCUUUGUCCCCAGAGGACGAAUCCUGUUUACACGAUCGUGGGGUAUUUUUUCCAAGUGAAAUGUCUUGGGAGCCACUGGACUGUGAUAAAACUUGGUUCAGGCCACAAUCUGCAAAUAAAGAUGGACGACACCUCCGAUUCCUCCUGCUGUGCAGAAAUAAUGCCAAAAUGAGGGGGUGCCGGACCUAUACUGCAAGCAGCCUCCAGGGGGUGAUCAAAAUUCUUUGGCUUCACUCUUUGGGAGCGGUCAUGUCGUCCAUCUUUGUAGUUUGUGGGCAUCAGUGAACAAAAACUUUAAUUAACAGAAUAUCUGCUUCAGUAAACACUUUCCUAUCAGGCUCAGCUUUGUACCAGUUAGUAGUAUGUUAGCAUGCUAUCAUGCUAAACUAGCAUGAGCAUGGUAAAGCAGUUUGUUAGCAUUUAGCUCAAAGCAUAGCCUCUAACCUAAAAUGUGCUGCUCUGUACAUGUUUUCUGUUUGAUGAUUGUUUAUGUUUGUUUGUUCAAGAAAAUCCACCAAAAUAUCAAUAUUUAAUUUAUAUAAACCGCAAAAACGUAUUAUGAACUUAAGACUGGUUGGUUGAAUAGAAGAUGUCGAUCUGUUGAAUCUUAAAAAGAAUGUUAAAACAACUUUAAAAAGUCAAGAGCAAACUGCAAAUGAUAUAUUAUGACCGACUCAGCAUGUUGAUGUUUCCUGACUGAUCAGUGUUUUCUCAGGGACAGCAGCUCGGCACAGUAUUAACAAUAAGUGUGAGUCAUUUGUAAUGUGAGCGUUGAGGAGCUAACGUGUGUGUUCUUCUUAACUGAGCAUGUUUAUCUGAGACUGAAUCGACUUCGAUGUCUGCACUGGACUGGACUGCCUGAGCUUCUGCUGCCUGCACAUGUUUGCCUUAAAAUGUCUGUGCUUUCCUGUGUUUUGCCAGUAUAAGUAUUUGUAUAUCAUGUAUAAGAGGAAUAUUUGUUUUAAAUAUGUGUUGUGUGAAGAAAAGCUUUAAUUCCCCUCUGAAAUAAAGUUCUGCCAUCGUUA